GCGCUGCUACGGUCACACCAGCCCAGAAUUUCAUUGCGAAAAAAAUAAAAGAAUCGAGACAUCGGUGCGGCGACGACGACUCAAGUGCAAUUUGAAGAAUAGUUGUGGGUGCUUGGCAGACAGAGAUUGAGAUUCAGGGCGUGUGACAGCGAUCGCGAGUGCAGUGCUAAUUUUCCGUUCGCAGGCCAAGUGACACACGGCACGGCGGCACAAUGAGCGCCCCUGGCAUGGAUAAAAGAAAACUCUCCACAUCGGGCGACUCGCUCUACGAAAUCCUGGGACUUCCGAAGACAGCCACCGGAGAUGAUAUCAAGAAGACGUACCGGAAACUCGCACUCAAAUACCAUCCCGACAAGAACCCCGACAAUGUCGAUGCGGCCGAUAAGUUCAAGGAGGUGAACCGGGCCCACUCGAUACUGAGCGACCAGACCAAGCGCAACAUAUACGACAACUACGGCUCCCUGGGCUUGUACAUAGCCGAGCAGUUUGGCGAGGAGAAUGUCAACGCGUACUUCGUGGUCACGUCGCCGGCUGUGAAGGCGGUGUUCAUCUGCUGCGCUGUGAUCACUGGAUGCUGCUGUUGCUGCUGCUGCUGCUGCUGUUGCAACUUCUGCUGCGGCAAGUUCAAGCCGCCGGUCAACGAGUCGCACGACCAGUAUUCACAUCUGAAUCGCCCUGAUGGCAAUCGAGAGGUCAACGAUAUGCCACCGCACUUGGGACAGCCGCCACGCCUUGAGGACGCUGAUCUCGACGACGUGAACCUUGGAGCGGGCGGAGCCCCCGUGACCUCACAGCCGCGCGAGCAGGCCGGAGGACAGCCCGUUUUCGCCAUGCCGCCGCCCAGUGGAGCCGUGGGAGUCAACCCCUUCACCGGUGCCCCUGUGGCAGCUAACGAGAACACAUCGCUGAACACCACGGAGCAGACCACUUACACGCCAGAUAUGGUUAAUCAAAAAUAUUAGUCAAGUGCUGCGAGCGAAUCAAACCCAAGCCCCAUGUGCAUGCGUACGCCACACAUUCAGAUACAGAUACAGACACAGAAAAUACAAACCCUAAAUCGUAACCGAAAGAGAAAACCAGAUUUAUUUCCUAAUUAUUAAAGUUGUUUUUAAGAUGCGCGAUAUGUUGAAGCGAGUAAACAUAUAAACCUAUGUAUUUAUUUUAAGCCGUAGCACUUAGCUCUAAUUUUAAACAGUCUUACGUGCCGGCGGCCUUGUGGCCGGUCGUUCCACUUCGGAUAAUCGUUUCACCAAUUCCAUUGUGUAGGCCACUUAGCUAGCUCUGCAGCCGCAGCCAUAUGCAACUCGAAUCGAUAGCCAGGCUGCGCAGCCACCAUCUCCACCAUCUCCACCAUGUCCACCAUCCAGCCACGCUAAGAACACCUGCGGUGUCUAUUAAAUUGUAUAUCGGGAGUUCACCUAGACAUUUGCUUGGGGAUCGGAUCCCUUCCGGCGAGCUCCGCCGCAGUGGACAAUGAAUCGACUUCUCGCGAAGAGAGGCACUGUAAUUAUAUAUAUGUAUAUGAUAUGUGUAUCUAGUUUGCAUUUGUGUCGUCGCCUGUCGCCUAGUCUAGCUAAUUGUUCGCAAGAUCGCCUUCACCGAUUGUUUCUGUUAAUUUGCACUGAAUUGUUGGAGCCAGAAAGAACUACAUACUUAUGUAAAGAAGAUGAAUUGUCGAGCCGAAUGCUCCGAUCCGAUUCUAAUGCAAAUGUAAAUAAGUCGAGUUAAGCAAUUAAGCAUCACACAGUCACGCAGGGGAGGACGAUGAAGGACACUAUAGAUGGCGAAACCUAAUGGAAGAUAAAUUAUAUAACAGAUAUUAAUAAUCCCUCUUUAUAUAUAUAUAUAUAUAAAUUAAAUACGAGUAAUCAAAAGUUCGAUUGUAUCCCCCGAAAGUAUUGCACAUAUGUAUUCUAAAAUUAUUUUCUAAAUUAAUUGUAUCCGAUUGGUUUUCGUUGAACUGUUAACACGCUUUUAAAUGUAAAUGAAUGCGAUUAGUCCAGCAGUAAUUAACUUUUAUAUAUUGUACUUAGAAGCUCCAUUCUUAUCAUUGACAUUUAUAAUUGCGGAUCAGCUCUGGGCCGGGACUAGGGAUCGUUUAUCCGAGGGUCCCUGACUCACCCAUAGUAUAAACAUGCAAAUAUGAAAUUCAAUUAACGAUAAUAACUUUUUGCGGUCUUGCGUGUGUAUUUAUUGUUCGUACAAGUCAAAAGCAAAAAUACUAAGUAAACUAAAUUUAAACUUAACAAUUGUUUCCGAAUUUCAAUUGUACUCUGGUGUAACACGAAGAAAUCGAAAUAAAUUUACUAUACAAACUCAA
Messenger RNA from Drosophila gunungcola (fruit fly), 2320 nucleotides. It is a transcript of the gene Csp, whose product is annotated as dnaJ homolog subfamily C member 5 homolog. Gene Ontology annotation, biological process: regulation of neuromuscular synaptic transmission. Bases 213 to 962 code for a protein of 249 amino acids. Lineage: Eukaryota; Metazoa; Arthropoda; Insecta; Diptera; Drosophilidae. The record is from RefSeq and is a predicted model, not a curated record. The transcript has 7 exons. Gene Ontology annotation, cellular component: type Is terminal bouton.